AUGUUUCGUGUGGUAGUUUUCGUUUCCUUCGUCAUCUCGGCUCAAGCCAUCAUCGAUACCAACUGUACCGAUGGAACCAACCCAACUAAUGCUGCUAUCAACUGUGAUGAUGUCUAUUCCACAACUGCUUGCACAAAGCUCUACACUACCCCUCUCUACACUACCCCUGUUGCCCUCGAUACCACAGAGAGAGAAUUCGCUUGCUUCUCCUCUGACGAUACUACCAUCGAUCUUGAAGUAAGAGACAUCGCCAUUGCCAAUUGCCCCAAGACUUGUGGAUAUUGCUGUCUUAGCAAGGAAUACAACUGCAGAAACGCCGAGAGACCAAGAAUCACCUGCAGCACUAUCACCAGAGCUAUGUGCAGAGAUGCUACCUGGAGAGAGAUCAUCGCUCAAGAUUGCCCAGCUGCUUGUGGAUUCUGUCUCCUCGGAGGAUGUAUCGAUAAGGCCGUUGAUUGCGCUACUCAACCCACUAUGUGCUUCAUUGAUUCUUUCAGAAGCUUCGUAAAUACCAACUGUCAACGCACAUGCGGACUUUGCACUACAUCAUCGACCACUGGUUCCUCAUCCACCUGCACCACCAUUGCUGAUACCAGUCCAAACUGUGCCUCAUGGAGAAACAAUGGAUUCUGUACCAACACUUUCUACACUGUCGCUCAAAGAAGACAAUAUUGCUCCAGAACUUGCAAUAUCUGCUAA
Auanema sp. JU1783 is the source of this 699-nucleotide messenger RNA. The record is from the annotation of a GenBank genome assembly. NCBI's taxonomy places the organism in Eukaryota, Metazoa, Nematoda, Chromadorea, Rhabditida, Rhabditidae.